AAAUAAUCAACUGAACUUUCCCCCUUCCUUUUAUCAGCCCUUUGUCCCUUUUUUUUUUUCUUAAGUGUACAUAUUAGAUUAUGCGGCCUUCUUGUUUGAGUUGGCUAUUGUUUGCAGCAGUGCUGCUUAUCGCGUUUGUUAGUGCAAAAGACUAUUACAGUAUUCUGGAUGUCCCAAGAGAUGCACCAAAAGCACAAAUUAAACGACAUUACAAGAAACUGUCAAGAGUAUACCAUCCGGACAAGAAUCCAGGAAAUGACGAAGCAUCGCAAAAGUUUAUGGAAAUAGCAAAUGCUUAUGAAGUCUUGAUGGAUGACGAGAAGAGGGCCAUCUAUGACCGCUAUGGAGAGGAAGGAUUGAAACAAAACCAAGGCGGAGGAGGCGGUAACCCUUUCCACGAUCCAUUUGAUAUAUUCUCGCACUUUUUUGGAGGAGGAGGUAGAAACGCUAGACACCAGGAGAGGAGGGGACCUGAUACGGUUAUCCCGCUUGAAGUCAGUCUUGAGGAUUUAUAUAACGGCGCAAAUAUUGAAGUAGACGUCUCAAAGCAAGUACUUUGUGAUCAUUGUCAUGGCAGUGGCGCGCGUCGACCUGAAGAUAUCCGUACCUGCUCAACUUGUGAUGGACAUGGCAUGAUCAUUAAGCGUGUCCAAAUGGGUCCUGGUAUGUUUCAGCAGUUUCAACAGCACUGUACAACAUGCGGUGGAAAGGGAAAAACCAUUGCCCAUGUCUGUCCUGCUUGUGGCGGUAAGAAAGUGCGUCGAGGUAAUGAAAACUACACGCUUCGUGUAGAAAAAGGCAUGAAGGACGGCCAGAGCAUUGUCCUUGAAGAAGAAUCGGACGAGUUUCCAGAAACAAUUCCUGGAAAUAUUGUGUUUGUGAUAAACGCGACUCCACAUCCAACAUUUGAAAGAAGAGGGGAUAAUCUUUAUACCACACAACAUAUUACAUUGAUUGAAGCGCUCACCGGUUUCACUAAAACGCUCAAACAUUUGGAUCAUUCCACUAUUGAGCUCGUCAGGAAAGGCAUUACUCAAUAUGGCUUCGUGCAGACGAUCAAGGGUCAAGGAAUGCCAUUGGAAAAUAAUCCUUCAAAGCAUGGCGAUUUGUUUGUUGAAUACCAGGUGAUAUUCCCUUCAGAAAUUGAUGAAGAAACAAUAGAAUGUUUGAAAAAAGGUACUAAGUAUCCUACUCAUCAAGCACCCAAGCUUGUGCAUCAAGAACUUUAAGAGUGAAGAAGGUUUUAGUCAUUUGAUAUCUUAAAAUGUAUAGAAAUUAAAUAAAUAAAUAAAACACCUCUUGUAGUUUUCGCUACAUACAGUG
Rhizopus microsporus ATCC 52813 is the source of this 1323-nucleotide messenger RNA. Its product is annotated as DnaJ-domain-containing protein. Gene Ontology annotation, cellular component: cytoplasm. The transcript has 4 exons. Lineage: Eukaryota; Fungi; Mucoromycota; Mucoromycetes; Mucorales; Rhizopodaceae. Bases 81 to 1229 code for a protein of 382 amino acids. The record is from RefSeq and is a predicted model, not a curated record. Gene Ontology annotation, biological process: response to heat; protein refolding. Gene Ontology annotation, molecular function: Hsp70 protein binding; ATP binding.